This is a messenger RNA of Drosophila kikkawai, 1551 nucleotides long. RefSeq names its product transcription factor IIIA. The record is from RefSeq and is a predicted model, not a curated record. NCBI's taxonomy places the organism in Eukaryota, Metazoa, Arthropoda, Insecta, Diptera, Drosophilidae.
UAGGCCCGGCUAUGAAGCGAUUUUUAGUGUGAUUUCUUAAAAAGUUUAAUUAAAAUGCCGCCCGGAACGCAAAUAACGAGUGACAGCGACCUGGAUGGAGUCCUGGAAGAGUUCAAGCAGCGCCAGGAACGUCAAGAGCGCCGCAAUAGCGUUGGCUCUGCCAAAUACUCCUGCAGUAUUGGGAAUUGUGAGGCCACCUUCAAGCGUUUGGACCAGUUGGACCGCCACGAAUAUCACCAUACGGGAAUUAAAAAGCACGCCUGCUCGCACGAAGGCUGCGACAAGACCUACUCGAUCUUGACGCAUUUGAAGCGCCAUUUGCGGAGCACCCAUGAAAGACCUGAGGCGGCGGCCCAGAAAACGGUCAAGUGCUUGCUGGAAGAGUGCGACAAGAUGUUCAUCUCCUUCAGCAAUAUGACGCGGCAUAUGCGCGAGGCUCACGAGAGUCCACGGGUCUAUCCGUGCAGCCACUGCGACAGCAAAUUCUCGCAGAAAUUGAAGCUGAAACGCCACGAGAUUAGGGAGCACACGCAGGACUAUCCGUUUCGCUGCACCAAAUGCGCCAGGGGAUUCUAUCAGGAGUGGCAGCGCGAGAGCCACGAGGGCAGCUGCAAGCUCUACACCUGUCCGUCCUGCCCCUUGACCUUCGACAAGUGGUCGUUGUACACCAAGCAUUGCAAGGACACGCAGCACGGCAAGAAUCGACAUCGGUGCGAGCAUUGUGGCACCUGCUACAGCAAGCCCAGCGAUCUGAAGCAGCACAUCGAGGCCAAGCACAAGGAUUCGGAGGCGAGCUUCACCUGUACCGAGAAGGGAUGCAACAAGACCUAUUCCUACGAAAGGAAUCUCCGCCAGCAUGUGCUGUCUGCCCAUACGGGCAGGCGUUUCGAGUGUCAGGCGAUUGAUUGCGGACGCUGCUUCAGCAGUGCCCAAAAUCUGGCUAAGCAUGUGGUCAGGGACCACAAGAAUGCCAAGGGUAAGACGGACGAAGAUCAGGAUGCUGAAGAGAAGCAAUCCAAAACGAAGGAAAGCGCCAAAGACAAAAAAUCCAAGUCUCGAAAGCGACGUCGCGAUGCUGGCCGCAGCAAACAGUCCCGACUGUCCAAGCUGGCCUGCCUUCAACUCAAGGAUAAGGCUGAAGAGGAGGCGGUAAGGGAGCGUGAGCCGUUGGCACUGGAAAAGGUCACCCAGUCGCUGGAAACUGAUCCCGUCGAGGAGUUGCUGGCACAGACUCUGCAGGACGAAGAGGAACUGGAGUAAAAAAAAGACAAAAACAUUCUUGUAACCUUAACCAAAACCAGCAGAAAAGGAAGUGGAAAUAAUAUCUCAUGUAGAAGUAGAAGUCGAAACAAGACCCAAGGCAAACUCUGUACAAAAAACGAAUAGUCCUUAAAAACAAAGGCCAAUACAUAGAAAUUAUCUUGCUUUUACUUUUAGAAGCCAUGUACAAGCUACAAAAACCUAUUUUCUUAAUGAAAAUAAACUAGGACAAGUUUCUCUACUCCUUAAAUUAUAAAUAAAAACCUGCUUUUAUAUAAAUAUAAAACCAAA